UAGUACUUCUGUUGUAAAGCCUAAGCGGUGUAGUCGAGAUGGUUCACUUUGUUUCGCUGGGUUUCACAAAGCUUCUUCCCCGCUGAUAAACCUCUCCUUCCAGCUCAGUCUCGCUAAUCUCGGUGUUCAUCCUUUGACGUCUAGGGAAUUUCCCUAUUGACUUGCACCCAAGUGUGUGGCCUAAAUAUAUAUAUAUAUGUGGAUUAUCUACUUACAGAAUACAGGAGAUACAGCCCACACACGUACAAAGAUUAGGCCAACAGAUAUCUGGAGCCAUUCAAAUAUCCAAGGACGUUUCCCUCCACAUUUACUCGAAAAUACUGAAGGGUUAUGGCGAAGUAAGAUUGGGUCAAUAAAAUCAUUAUUUGUGUCCAGAAUGAGGAGAAGAUUCCCUAUUUUCAGUGUUGUUCGUUUAUAUUGUACAGGGAAUGCAGAGGUGCAGCCUCAAUUGUCUAUUGACCUCAUUAAAAUAAUGAAUCAAAGGUUAUCAGCGAUUGAGAACAGGAAUGCUCACCUUGAGCGUUUUUUAGAUCAGCCUGAAUUGACACCUUCUGAAUAUUCAACGGCCAACAAAGAGCUCAGGAAGCUCAGAGAUUCAGUACAUCUCAUAAGUGAGUUAAGGGCUAAACAGAAGGAGAUUAAGGAACUGAAAUCAGUAAUAUCUGAAUGUCAAGAUGACAAAGACAUGCAGCAGAUGGCUUCUGAAGAAUUGAGUGAAGCCACAGAAGGAGAGAAGAAAUUUCAGUUUCUCCUUCUGAAGUCAUUACUACCCAAAGAUGAUGCUGACGAGAGGGACUGCAUUCUUGAAGUGAGGGCAGGAACUGGAGGGGAAGAGGCUUCUUUAUUUGCGAUGGACAUAUUCAAAAUGUAUGAAAAAUAUUCUGUGAAAAAAGGCUGGAAGUAUGAGGUUCUAGAAAUAGCUGAGUCUGAUCUUAAAGGAUACAAGGAAGCUAUUGCUUCUAUCUCUGGAGCUGGUGUGUACGGGAAACUAAAAUUUGAGAGUGGAAUACACAGAGUUCAGCGGGUGCCCGUGACAGAGAAAGGUGGACGUGUUCAUACCAGUGCUGUCUCUGUUGCAAUUCUCCCGCAGGCAGAUCAGCUAGAUGUGAAGUUGAGGAAUGAAGAUUUGAGAAUGGACACUUACAGAUCAGGGGGAUCAGGAGGUCAGCAUGCAAACACCACAAACAGUGCUGUUAGAAUCACUCACGUGCCAUCAGGAAUAACUGUUUCCAUACAAGAUCAGCGCUCCCAGCAUAUGGAUUUCUCACUUAGACCCAAUAGCGGGCAGCAUGAAGCACUCUUAAGAUAGGGUAUGCUCUACCGCAUGCCGUCCCGCUUGAUCUGGCAUGCAAGAUUUAAUACCAACAUAACUCACCUCCAAAAUCAGCUACCAAACGACCCCUAGUGUUAAAAUUAUCACACUAACUGCUAACCUUUUAGGAACUUGUCUAUCUGAUAUGCUUUGUGUGCGAAAUUAUAUUUUUCUUGCUGUUGGCAGUUACCCUUGAUCUAUUAAAACCUGAGCUCAUGUAGCAGUUUGCUAGUUACUUGAGAUGAAUUUGCGGAAAUAAAUAAAGCUGUAACAUGAUUCCUCAAUUGUCUUGGUCUCCCUGAGGAACAUAUUUAGCUGCUUGAAGGAGUAAACAGAUUUUGAGGAUGUGUGCCUCUUUUAGUAUUCUUAUAAUGUUCUUAGUCUUAUAUGUUAAGCCUACUGCUCAUUUAGUUCAUUUUGGUAUGUGUUCCUUGGCAUCAGAUUAUUGGUUACGAGCCAUUCUGGCAUGAUAGCUUGUUUGCCUCCGCUUGCUUCGAUGUUUUUUUUCUUUCUGAAAAUCUUUUAGCCCACUCAUUUGCUUUUUUUAUUUUGGUAUUUUGUUCAGAACAAGGCCAAAGCACUAAAAAUAUUAUGUGCAAAACUA
This is a messenger RNA of Solanum stenotomum, 1916 nucleotides long. Its product is annotated as peptide chain release factor 1, mitochondrial. Gene Ontology annotation, biological process: translational termination. NCBI's taxonomy places the organism in Eukaryota, Viridiplantae, Streptophyta, Magnoliopsida, Solanales, Solanaceae. Bases 197 to 1309 code for a protein of 370 amino acids. The transcript is spliced from 12 exons. The record is from RefSeq and is a predicted model, not a curated record. Gene Ontology annotation, molecular function: translation release factor activity, codon specific.